UGUCCGCUCUCCUAAACAGACAGUCCCUAUACCUGCAGUGUUCAGCUCAGACAUGAGGCCGUGUCCCAGGGAGGGGACUUCAUACGCGUGGCUGUUUCUUACUUGUCUAUACAAUGCUGCUCUAGCUGUGGAAAGGCACUACUACAUUGCAGCUGUCUAUAUUGACUGGGAUUAUACUUCUUCUGGACCUCAAAGGUCUGGGACAGUGUACAAGAAAGCAGUAUACAGAGAAUAUGAGGAUGCCACCUUCAAAAAGGCCAAGCCCCAUCCACCAGAGUUAGGUUUGCUUGGGCCAACGCUGCGUGCACAGGAAGGCGAUGAGAUCGUGGUAACGUUCCGGAACAUGGUGGAGCAGCCUUGCAACUUCCACAGUCAUGGCAUCGAAUAUGGCAAACAGUCCGAGGGAGCUUACUACUUUGACAACACUUCCAAAAAGGAGAAGGAGGACGAUGUGGUGUACACUGGGGGAUCCCACACAUACUUCUGGGAGGUGACGUCAGCGGUGACCCCAGCAGCCGCCGACCCGCCCUGCCUGACGUACACCUACUUCUCCCACAUCGACCUCAUCAAGGACUACAACUCAGGCCUGAUCGGCACUCUGCUCAUCUGCAAACCGGGAAGCCUUGAUGACUCUGGGAAGCAGAAACACUUUCAUCAGGAGAACGUUCUGCUGUUUGGCAUUUUUGAUGAGAGCCUCACCUGGUGUAGCAAAGGAGUCCCCUCCUCCACCGACAGCAUCAAAUACACCAUCAAUGGCUACGCCAACGGCACUGUGCCUGGUUUGAGCGUCUGUGCCUACAGCUCUGUCAGCUGGCAUUUCCUGGGCAUGAGCUCUUCGCCGGAGCUCUUCUCUAUUCACUUUAAUGGGCAAGUGUUCUCGCAGAAUGGGCACAGGGUGUCUUCAGUGGGCAUCAUAAGUGGCACCACCACCAGUGCCAGCAUGACUGCAGUCCACACCGGACGGUGGCUCAUCUCUUCCUUCAUUAGCAAGCAUCUGGAGGCGGGGAUGCAUGGCUAUUUGAUGGUGAAGACGUGCGAGGGCUUCACCAAACCCCAACGCAAGCUCACUGCCCAGCAGAGACGAGAGAGCCAAAUGUGGACCUACUACAUCGCUGCCGAGGAAAUAAUCUGGGACUACACUCCGAACAUGCCGGACUACAUUGAUACGGAUUUCAGAUCCAAAUACAUGAAGCAGGGUCCUGACCGUAUAGGCAGGAAGUACAGGAAGGCAGUCUUCACCCAGUACACGGACGAGACGUUCACCAAGAGGGCUGAGGAUAAACAGAGGAAGAUGGAACAGGGUAUCAUCGGCCCCGUGAUCAGGGCGCAGAUCAGAGACCAGAUAAGAAUUGUGUUCAACAACAAAGCCACCCAACCGUACAGUAUCUACCCUCAUGGUCUGACUAUAGACAAAGCUGGAGAGGGAGCGAACUAUCCUACAGGAGGGAACCAGACCCACGCAGUGCAGCCUGGAGAGACACACAUGUACAUAUGGAAUGUGAUCGAUGAGGACGAGCCGUUGCCCAAUGACCCACGCUGCCUGACCAGGAUGUACCACAGUGCGGUUAACACCCCACGCGACAUCGCCUCUGGCCUCGUAGGCCCACUGCUCAUCUGCAAGAGCCAGUCUCUGAACAAGAGGAACGUCCAGUUGAAGGCCGACAAGGAGCAACAAGCCAUGUUUGCUAUUUUCGACGAGAACAAGAGUUGGUACCUGGAUGAAAAUAUUAAGGAAUACUGCAGUGACCCAGCCAGAGUCAAAAAAGAUGCCCCAGACUUCUACGCGUCAAAUGUUAUGCACUCGAUCAAUGGCUAUAUGUUCGAGAGUGGCCAAACCCUGGGCUUCUGCAAUGAUGAUAUCGUCACCUGGCAUGUCUCCAGCGUUGGAGAACAGACGGGCAUCCAGACGGUCACCUUCUAUGGCCAUACGUUUGAACUGAACAACAGGGAGGAGGACUUCCUCGCACUGUUUCCCAUGACAGGGGAGACCAUCAGUAUGAAAAUGGACAAUAUAGGCGAUUGGCUCUUAUCAUCACUGACCUCUCAUGACAGCACCAAGGGCAUGAGAGUGAAAUUUAGAGACGUAGUUUGCUUCCGGGAUUACGUUUACGAAUAUGAGGAUGGAGAGGGAGAGUACAAUAUUUGGAAGCCAGAGGUAUAUGUGCCCAUAGAAACAAAGAGUGUUGUAGAGGAAGUGCCCCUAGUAUUAGACAAGCAAUCUGACUACUGGGCCUCGCUUCUUGAUCUCAGAUCACAUAAGAAUUCAGGCAACUCCUCCCAACCCACCAUGGAGCCGCUGGAUCUCAGCCUGUUUGAUUAUCUGGACUACUCGCCAGGUGAAAGAACCAAACAGAACCAUGGUCACGCUGAGGAAGCAAGAAACAGUUCUGAUUCUGAACCAGACGCCUCUUCCCAGGCAAUCAUGGAUGUGUCAACCAGUGAAGUUACGGUGAACAACACAAUAUCAGCACCUUGGAAUGAAAGUCUAAACAUGAACACAACAGCAUCUUGGAAUGAGAAUGUAAAUGUGAACACUACAGCACCUGGGAAUGAAAGUCUAAAUGUGAACACAACAGCAUCUUGGAAUGAGAAUGUAAACGUGAACACUACAGCACCUGGGAAUGAAAGUCUAAAUGUGAACACAACAGCAUCUUGGAAUGAGAAUGUAAACGUGAACACUACAGCACCUGGGAAUGAAAGUCUAAAUGUGAACACAACAGCAUCUUGGAAUGAGAAUGUAAACGUGAACACUACAGCACCUGGGAAUGAAAGUCUAAAUGUGAACACAACAGCAUCUUGGAAUGAGAAUGUAAACGUGAACACUACAGCACCUGGGAAUGAAAGUCUGAACGUGAACACAACAGAGAGAACGUCUCUGGUGUCUUCUGUCAAUAAAACCACUGGUAAUUCCAUCAACAGUACUCACAUGUCUUUGCUGGCUAACACGUCAGAAACAUCUGUCCCGUUGGCAGCUCCUUCAUCAAACUCGUCAGUGAAUGAAACAAGGAGUGGCUCCAUGUUAAGCAAUAACACAUCUGACUGGUCAGACAUACAAACCAACAUCACUGAACACAAUGUCUCAUUAGCAUUGGUGGACCCAAAUAUGGUGCUGUCAAACAUGUCAGAAGUUCCAGAUGACAGAAGCAAUGACACACAAUCUUCUCAAAAUGUUACUGCUGAGUGGGCAGCAGACAGCAACAAAAUGGAGGGUGCUGAAACCCCUCUGGCGCCACUCACUGAGAGAUGGAAUGAGACUGACACAGAGUUUAUACUCCUGGAUGGAGAUGCUUCGAUGGAAAUCGGGCGAAUAGAGGAGGAAGCAGGCUCAGACACGCAGGGGUCACUCUACGAUAUUGUCAUCACUGUGCCUGAGGACAGCACUGGCACUUUGGUAGAGGGCAAAGCAGAUGAGUCACUAAGCCCUGAGGACACUCUCAUUCCCAACGCCACUGACGGCACUGAGAUUGGACCAGUCUCCGACGCUUUCAUUGAAGAGGACGGCAAUGGAACCUCUCCAAAUGACCGGCUCCUGACUUCCUUUCAAAGCACUGAGAUUGGUGAGAUCUUGCCUAUUAAUGAGUCAUUUGCCGAGAUCUUUCAAAAUGUCUCCUUGAGUAAUUCAUCUUCGGAGAGCAGUGAAUGGGCUCCUGUCAAUGCAUCUCACGGGUUGACGGGCUAUGGCAACACUUCGCAGGAGACUGAAGAGGACUGGAACAGCAGCGAGGAGGUGGUCAUCUACCUGAAGCACAACACUAGCGAGGGGGUUAAGACCAACCCAUUGGGCCAUCCAAAGGAACACUGGGGCUACGAGGGCAAACACAUGACCGUGCCCAUGGAGACCCCUGAGGAUCUGAUAAAGUACAUCCAGAACGAGACCAAGCCAAAGAAAGAACCGAAGAAGAAGGUGGUCCACAGGAGGGUGCGACCAUUCAAGGGACACGCCAUGAGAACCAGGAAGAAGAAACAGUACAAGCCCCAGGCCAGGUCCAGUUUGAGCCCAAGAGGGUUUCAGCCGAGGGGAGCCAGGCCCAUCUCAAAUGAGGAGGACACCUUGAACAAGGCCAUAGUCAUCGGGCUGCCCCGGUCAGACUUCAGCGAUUAUGACUUAUAUGCGAUUCCAGAUGACUACCACGACAGAAAGGAGAGCGCGAGCACGGAGGAAUAUGAGUACAUUGAGUAUAAGGACCCGUACACCCAAGGAGUGGAGACCCAGGGUAUGACACUAGAUGAGACAACACAGUAUUUCCUGAAGAAUCUGCCAACGGGCACCAACGUGAGACAGUAUUUCCUGAGUGCGGAGGAAGUUGAGUGGGACUAUGGCGGCUAUGGACAAAGGCGGUUUGACACAGAUCCUGAUGGAUUGCAUACUAAAUUCACCAAAGUGGUUUUUCGAGGGUAUCUGGACCCCAACUUUAAAGUACCAGACAUCCGAGGAGAGGUUGAGGAACAUCUUGGAAUACUUGGUCCUGUUAUCAGAGCCGAGGUUGGAGACACAAUCAUGGUUGUCUUCAGGAACCUGGCAAGCAGACCCUACUCACUUCAUGCAAACGGGAUCAAAUACAGCAAGCAAAUGGAAGGACUGAACUAUGUGGACGGCACACCGUACUGGUAUCAAGACGACAAUGCAGUGCGCACCAACGAGACGUACACCUACAUGUGGACAGUGAGCUCCAAAGUGGGACCGAAGGAUGGCGAACCCAACUGCCGCACCUGGGCCUACUACUCUGGAGUGAAUCCUGAAAGAGAUAUCAAUUCGGGACUCAUCGGCCCACUCUUGAUCUGCCGGAAGGGCAGCAAAAAGGCGUCCAGAGAUGAAGCCAGCAGAGAGUUUGUCCUUCUUUUCAUGACGUUUGAUGAAAACAAGAGCUGGUAUUAUGAGAAAAACUAUGAGAUGAUUCGAAGGAGAAGCAGGAAAACUGCCAUGGAUCCUUUGUUCAAAGAGAAGAUUAAAUUUCCAGCCAUCAACGGCAUAAUCUUUGGCCUGAAAGGCCUGAGAAUGUACUCCAAUCAACUGGUCAACUGGCACGUCUUUAAUAUGGGGGCAAAAAAUGAUGUGCACAGUGUCCAUUUCCACGGCCAGACUUUUCUGAACCACCAGAGCAAACUCCAUCGACAAGGCGUCUAUCCCCUUCUCCCCGGAGGGUUUGCUACCCUGCAGAUGUGGCCAGCUAAGCCAGGCCUUUGGCUUGUUGAGUCUGAAGUUGGCCUGUCCCAAAAAAAAGGAAUGCAAACUCUGUUCCUUGUGAUAGACGAUGAUUGCUCCCAUCCACUUGGCCUUAUGUCUGGCAGUAUUGAAGACAACCAGAUCACAGCCUCCGACACCAGAGGUUAUUGGGAGCCCCAUUUGGCAAGGCUGCAAAAUUCAGGGAAAUACAACGCGUGGAGCACAGACCAAAAAGAUUCCUGGAUCCAGGUUAAUUUCCAGAGGCCUGUGGUCAUCAGCAAAGUGGCCACACAAGGUGCCAAAGAGAUGUUCUCCUCCAACUAUGUGGUUAAUUACACCAUAUCAUACAGCAAUGAUCGCAAGUCGUGGACUUACUACCAGGGAGACAAUGAUGAGGAUGAGGAAGACAGUGACACCGUCAAGAAGACUUUCCUUAGAAAGACCUUCAGAGGUAACCAGGGAGCCCAUGAGGUAAAGGAAAACAUCUUCUUCCCGCCUAUGAUUGGUCGAUACGUGCGUCUCCAUCCUCUGCACUCCUACAACAACCCAACUGUGCGCAUGGAAUUCUUUGGCUGCGAGCUGGAUGGUUGUUCUGUACCACUGGGAAUGAAGAAUGGAGACAUUGGAGACCAGCAGAUACAAGCCAGCUCUGCGGCAAGCAAUUGGUAUUUGGGGACUUGGGAAGCCUGGCUUGCUCGUCUCGACAGACAGGGGACCGUCAACGCCUGGCAAGCUAAGCAUAAUGACAUGCAUCAAUGGCUGCAGAUUGAGUUGAAAGAUGUGAAGAAGAUCACAGGGAUCAUCACCCAGGGGGCAAAGUCACUGGGCACAAAGAUGUUUGUCUCUGCCUUCAUUCUGGAGCACAGCAAAGAUGGAAAAAGGUGGACUAAGUACUCAAGUGACUUGGAUUAUGAAGCAUCAGAAUUUCAAGGGAACACUGAUAACAACGAUCACAAGAAAAACUACAUAUACCCUCCCAUUUUUGCCAAAUUUAUCCGGAUUUUUCCCAGGAGGUGGCAGAAUUCCAUUACUAUGAGAGUUGAGCUUCUUGGGUGUGAUUUUGAGUGAGAUUAAAAGGGAAAGAAUGAGAGCUGGAAAAGUAAACAAUGAGCAUGGAUGACUGAUCCUGACUAUAAUUUUAUUAUUUUUUAUUAUGUUUUGCCUAUGUGAUUCUGCAUAUUCUCUAUAUUAUCAUGUAUAUAUGUAAGUACUGGAUAAAAUAAAUAGUUUUGGGAAUAAAA
Sardina pilchardus (European sardine) is the source of this 6405-nucleotide messenger RNA. Its product is annotated as coagulation factor V-like. Gene Ontology annotation, molecular function: copper ion binding; signaling receptor activity; oxidoreductase activity. Lineage: Eukaryota; Metazoa; Chordata; Actinopteri; Clupeiformes; Clupeidae. Gene Ontology annotation, cellular component: plasma membrane. The record is from RefSeq and is a predicted model, not a curated record. The transcript has 25 exons. The coding region runs from base 53 to 6232 and encodes 2059 amino acids.